Messenger RNA from Penicillium lagena, 834 nucleotides. Its product is annotated as A4/G1 family peptidase. NCBI's taxonomy places the organism in Eukaryota, Fungi, Ascomycota, Eurotiomycetes, Eurotiales, Aspergillaceae. Bases 1 to 834 code for a protein of 277 amino acids. Gene Ontology annotation, biological process: proteolysis. The record is from RefSeq and is a predicted model, not a curated record. Gene Ontology annotation, molecular function: glutamic-type endopeptidase activity. The transcript has a single exon.
AUGAAAUUCACCACUACGGCUCUCACUGCCGCCAUGCUGGCUGGCAGCUCCCUCGCUGCGCCCCGAGCUGGCCUGGCCGAGCGUUUAGAAAGGCGCGGUGCCUUGCCACGCCAGUCUCUGCCGCUUAACAAGAUUGACAACACCGCCGAAGAGAACGGUGUCCUCCUCAAGGAGGAUUCUGGUGCCUCCAACAUCCAAUACAGCAAGAACUGGGGUGGUGUCGUUCGUGAAAAACCACCCCCUAGCGGUACCUAUACAGCAGUCUCCGCGACAUUUACUGUCCCGAAUCCGACGCCUACCGACAACUCCGGUGAUAUGCAGGCUGCUUCCGCGUGGGUCGGCAUUGACGGUGACACGUACACCGCUGCAAUUUUGCAGACUGGCGUAGAUUUCUGGACUCAAAAUGGCACUGUCAACUUUGAUGCCUGGUACGAGUGGUAUCCCAACAACGCAGACAACUUUGACUUGAAUGUGUCCGCAGGCGAUGUCAUCUUCGCCAAGGUCGAGUCUUCCUCGCCUAGCCAGGGUAUCGCCAUCCUAGAGAACCAGUCUUCCGGUCAGAGUGUCACCACGACGCUCUCGGCGCCCUCCACUACCGCGACCUUGGCUGGUCAAAAUGUUGAGUGGAUUGUUGAGGAUUUCAACUCUGGUUCAAGCAUGGUGGCUUUGGUCAACUUUGACCAGGUCACGUUUAGCGGUGCUCAGGCCAAGUCUAGCGACGAUGAAGACUUUGGUGUGAACGAUUCGGCGAUCCUGGAAAUUCAGCAAAACGGCAAGGUGUUAGCCGAGGUUAACAUCCAAAGCGACACCGAAUUCGAUGUUACCUAUCAGUAA